This is a messenger RNA of Olea europaea var. sylvestris, 691 nucleotides long. RefSeq names its product myb-related protein 330-like. The record is from RefSeq and is a predicted model, not a curated record. Lineage: Eukaryota; Viridiplantae; Streptophyta; Magnoliopsida; Lamiales; Oleaceae. The coding region runs from base 1 to 627 and encodes 208 amino acids. The transcript is spliced from 3 exons.
AUGAUGGGACGUUCUCCUUGCUGUGAACUAGAAGCACACACCAAUAAAGGAACAUGGACUAAAGAAGAAGAUGAGCUCCUUGUCAAUUACAUCGCUCUUCACGGUGAAGGCUGCUGGCGUUCCCUCCCUAAAGCGGCAGGAUUGCUUAGAUGUGGCAAGAGUUGCAGACUCAGAUGGAUAAACUACCUGAGGCCUGACCUCAAGAGAGGAAACUUCACUCAAGAGGAAGAUGAAAUCAUUAUCAAGCUUCAUAGCCUGCUGGGAAAUAAGUGGUCUUUGAUAGCAAGAAGAUUGUCUGGAAGAACAGACAAUGAGAUCAAGAAUUAUUGGAACACUCACAUUAAACGUAAGCUUAUUCACCGUGGCAUUGACCCUCAAACCCACCUCCCCCUCAAAAACGCCACCCCCACCCCUACUGCGGAUAAAAACCGUAUUUGCUUGAGUUUGAGAAGCCCAACUCCAUCAUCCAGUGGUACAAUUGAAGAAACUCAGCCACAUUCCCAGCUUCAGCACGAGCAAAACGCUGCCGUUGCAGUUGAUCUUGAGCUGUCUAUUGGACUUCCUUCCUACUCAACAACAGCCAGUGACGAGACCACCACCACCACUGCGGACAUAGGUGCCUGCUAAACCAAUUUGUUUGUGUUGGCAGUUUGGGUUUUGCAAGUGCCAAACCAAAAAUAUUUUAUAUAGA